Messenger RNA from Lathyrus oleraceus (garden pea), 2382 nucleotides. RefSeq names its product probable receptor-like protein kinase At5g18500. The transcript is spliced from 8 exons. The record is from RefSeq and is a predicted model, not a curated record. Bases 439 to 1953 code for a protein of 504 amino acids. Gene Ontology annotation, molecular function: protein kinase activity; ATP binding. Gene Ontology annotation, biological process: protein phosphorylation. NCBI's taxonomy places the organism in Eukaryota, Viridiplantae, Streptophyta, Magnoliopsida, Fabales, Fabaceae.
AAAUUUGAAGAAACAGCAAACGAAGUUUCUAUUUUGAUGCUUCUUUUUUACUAUCUUCAAUCACCUACCACUCAUGCCUUGUUUAUUAAUCCCACAACAACUUCAUUUCCUUCUCCUCAUGUUUUCUCCUUUUCCCUCCAACAACUUUCCUUGCCGUCACAUUCUCUUUUUCUUCCCAUGUUUUCUCUUUCAUCUUGCUCCUUUCAAAAGUUUCUCUUUUGAGAUUGGAAAUAGAUACCCUUUGGAGAGAUUGACAAAACCCAGAUACAAAAUUGUGUUUUGAUAAUGGAGUUGAGUUUGGUUUGUGCUAAUGAGUUCACGUCCAAGAGGGUUUUUUGAAUGCUUGAGAGAUCUAGCUUUAAAGUUGAUUUUUCAGAGUUUGAAUAGGAGCUUCUGAGAAAUCUGUGUGAAGCUGAUAGAUAUAUUGGCAGUGGUUAAAUGGCAUCUGAUCUGAGUUCGAGGUUGUCGAAGAAAACAUCUGUUCUUGGUUUGGAAGUAUGGGAGUUGAUGGGGUUAAUAGUUGGUUUGUUCAUUGUGAUCAUUCUUCUAGUGAUAUCAAUAUGUCUUACUUCGAAAAAGAAAUCCAGAAGAAUCAACGGCAUGCUUCCGGUAACCCAUAGGUUAUCCGUUUCCGAAGAGAUCAAAGAGAUUAGCGUUGAUCAGGUUUCGACAAAUAGUCAUCCUCAGAACGGUGCUUUUAUGAGUCUUUACGAUAAGUUUAGUGACAAGGAGGCCGAAAAGGUUUUGCUCCAAACAAAGAAUGGGGAGUAUAGCAGUCAAUCGGGCUCGUUUAUUCAUGUCGAGAAAGACUUUGCUGGCUCUCAAUCGGGUGAUGAAAGUGGUGCGAAGCGCCUUUCUGCACAUAGGCUUUCUGUAACUUCACCGUCGCCUUUGUCUGGUCUUCCAGAAUUCUCUCACCUUGGUUGGGGGCACUGGUUUACACUGAGAGACCUAGAACUUGCAACAAACAAGUUUUCAAAAGACAAUAUUAUCGGCGAAGGAGGAUACGGAGUUGUUUAUCAAGGUCAGCUGAUCAACGGGAAUCCUGUCGCUAUUAAGAAGCUUCUAAAUAAUCUUGGGCAAGCCGAAAAGGAAUUUCGAGUGGAAGUUGAGGCUAUUGGUCAUGUUAGGCACAAGAACUUGGUUAGACUUUUGGGUUUUUGCAUCGAAGGCACUCACAGGUUGUUGGUUUAUGAGUAUGUUAACAAUGGAAACUUAGAACAAUGGCUUCAUGGAGCCAUGCGGCAAUAUGGUUUCCUCACAUGGGAGGCUCGGAUUAAAAUUCUACUUGGAACAGCUAAAGCGCUGGCUUACUUGCACGAAGCAAUUGAGCCAAAAGUCGUCCAUCGAGAUAUUAAGUCAAGUAAUAUUCUAAUCGAUGAUGAAUUCAAUGCCAAAAUAUCCGACUUUGGACUAGCCAAGUUACUCGGUGCCGGAAAAAGUCACAUUACAACUCGAGUUAUGGGUACUUUUGGAUAUGUGGCUCCCGAAUAUGCCAGUUCUGGCUUACUAAACGAGAAGAGUGAUGUUUAUAGCUUUGGUGUAUUGCUCCUUGAAGCAAUUACCGGAAGAGACCCAGUAGAUUAUAGCCGUUCACCAGCCGAGGUAAAUUUGGUUGAUUGGCUCAAGAUGAUGGUCGGCAAUAGGCACGCAGAAGAGGUGGUGGACCCAAACAUAGAGACGAGACCGUCAACAAGUGCCCUUAAAAGAGCCCUUCUGACUGCUUUGAGGUGUGUUGAUCCAGAUUCUGAAAAAAGACCAAAUAUGAGUCAAGUCGUCCGCAUGCUCGAAUCUGAAGAAUAUCCAAUACCUCGAGAGGAUCGAAGACGUAGGAAGAGUAAUGCCACAAAUGCCGACGCGGAGACACAUAAGGAAACUUCUGAUACAGAAAAGAGCGAUCAUCCAGAUUCCAAGUCCAUCGGAAGAAACGGAAGAAGGAAUCACCGGAAGUAAAACCAAGAAUCCUAAAACUUGAAGUACCUAUUCCAGAUUAAGGUACGUGCAAGUGAAUGUGCCAUUUUUGAAUUCUUUCGUGCGAGCUUGUACGAGUUACGAUAACCGCCUCAUUAUACAUCAUAUUCAUGGAGCUGGAUCAGAGUUACUCUGUGAUAUACCUAUUUGAUUGCUAUAACUUGGAUCAUCAUGUAGAUGUUAGGAAAUAGAUCCCUUACACCAGUUUGUACUUUGUACAGUUCAUUGCUAUUCAUACUUUUCCUCUUUGUAUUUCUAUUUGUUUCAUCACUCAUUAGGAUUGUAAAGUAAUUGAUGUUUCUUUGUGUAAGAUGAUAAGAAAAUUAUAUCAAGUGUGAAGGAGGACACAAAAUAUGUGCCUUAUUAUUGUCUAUAAUUGUUGCAAUGAAAAAUUUCUUGAUUAUUACAGUA